GCAGAAAGUAGCAUAAUAGUCAUGAGCUACCUACUAUUAUGCUCAACUUACACGACUGUGUUGCUUCUGGUUUAUUACAUAGGACAGCGUGUUACAAAUCAGAAUGAUCUAUUCCGUCGAGGACUAGCCAAGCUACAGUGGAUAGGCAAACCGACCUGGUUCAAGCAGACGUUACUCAUAAUGAUGAUAAAAGCAAAUACUGACAUUGAAAUAAAACCAUACAGCCUUUAUGUCCUGAACCUAACAUCAUACAAAGAUAUCAUGAAGGCUGCUUUCACUUAUGGUAACAUAAUUUACAGCAGAAAAUCAGCAUAG
Molecule: messenger RNA, 315 nt
Organism: Nilaparvata lugens (brown planthopper)
Lineage: Eukaryota; Metazoa; Arthropoda; Insecta; Hemiptera; Delphacidae
Exons: 3
Biological process (GO): sensory perception of smell
Cellular component (GO): membrane
Molecular function (GO): olfactory receptor activity; odorant binding
Source: RefSeq, a predicted model, not a curated record